AUAUAAUAGAGAAAAUAGAGAUUUGAUCACCGCAGCAUCGUGACUUGUGAGCACUAAACAAUGCAAUGUACUUCUUCAUAUACCAUGGAAGAUACUUCUUCAUAUACCAUGGAAGAGGAUAUUAAUUCAGUGAAAAAAUGUAAUCAUCAAAGCUGUAAAAGCAAAGAAAAGCCUGGUAUAAGAAAACUUUUCAGGAAUGCUUGGCGUAGAAUGAAGAUUGUGAGUGGUGGAAGCAAUCGCAGAGAAUCAGAUAAUGAUGACACACACUUAUAUCGUUGCCAAGACGACUACCGACAUUCUGCAGGACGUAGCAAACUGAAUUGUGCACACGUCCACGUUAUAACAGUACGAGCCAAUCCAACUCAGCGUUGCGGGGAAGAUAGAACCGGAAAUAGACACGGUUUCACGAGAGUCUCGUUUGGCGAGCUGAAAAAAGCGAAGCUUGUGGCCAAAGGAGUGAAUCACGCGAUGCACUCGAGACCCAGGAAAUAAAAGCGGAAAUUGUAGAGCUCAGUAAAAUUCCGGUGAAAAAAAAUUCACACGUAUGUGAAGUCAAAUUAUUCGAAAAAAAUAUCUAACUAAUUGUAAGAUAUUCAACUAAAGACAUUUAACUCACUCUGGAACAUAUUUUAAAAUAUAGUUUUUAAGAUUUUAAUUUAAAGUUAUCCAGAAACUUAAAUUUCAAAUAAUUUGAUAACAGUUAAAAAUUUUAGUUUUGAAUUUGCAACUUUGUACUAUCAUAAAAGAUAAAAAUUUGUUUCAUGUGAAUAUUUCAAUCAAUUUAUUCAGGGAAUACAAAUUGCACUUAACUUUCAGAAAAUAAUAUGCACUCUCGCGAUGAAGAAAUAGGGAAUAGAUAUUUUUCUCAAAAAGGGUUGGAAAUUUAUUGUCGGUUGUUGUUAUUGGAUAAAUUUUCUAAAUUAAAAUUAAACAAAAAUAUGUAUAAUUAUUAUUUAUAUGUAUAUUAUUAUUUAUAAUUAUACAUAUUGUCCGGCAUAUUGUUUAAAUCUCACGCAAGAAAAAUUUAAUUUAUUUCAUGUAAUAUAUUUUUACCAAUCUUUUUCGGUUUUAAUUUGAUUUAAAGACAUGAGAAUCAUAAAUUACUAGAAGAGAUUUGGAAAACGAUACUCCAUUGUAAGAUAAUGGAAGUACCCCUUUAUUCGAUGAAACGUUUUCAUCAAGUGAAACAGGGCAGCUUUGAUAUAGCAAGUUUCGUAGACUUACCUUUUAAAAGAUGCAAGAAGCAAACUUUCAUCGUGUCAUUACUGUUAAAUGACGUAAAUGAAGAUGGCGAAGUUUGAUUUUGUACUCUGCAGAGUCUCAUAAUUAAUUACUACUUUCUCUAUUCUUAUGUAUCUUCGCUUUUGUAUUUGUUCUUUUACAUAAUAUAUUAACAGAUACACUCAAAUAUGUAAUAAUUUGGUAUUCUUUAAUAAAUUUUAUGCAAUUUAAUAAAUUUAAAUUGUUAAGUGAUUUCUAAAAUGAGUAUGAAAAUUUUCGAUGGCUACAUGCGUCGAAAACGAGAACGAAAUAUCUGUGCCUAGUAUCGGAAAUCGGGUCGGAUUGAACUCUUUACAUGGUUUCACAUUUCAGUUCGGAAAUAUAGCUACAAAUCAGAAAUCUUACUGAGAUUUUAUUGAUAUAAUAUCUAUCGUGAUAUUUUCCUGCAAAUCGCAAAAUAUGACUGUUCCUUUUUUAUUCGAUAUUCAUAAAUUGUAAAGCUUA
Vollenhovia emeryi is the source of this 1725-nucleotide messenger RNA. RefSeq lists its product as uncharacterized. Bases 61 to 492 code for a protein of 143 amino acids. NCBI's taxonomy places the organism in Eukaryota, Metazoa, Arthropoda, Insecta, Hymenoptera, Formicidae. The record is from RefSeq and is a predicted model, not a curated record. The transcript has 4 exons.